GCAUCAGCAUCACCGGAAUGCAUCGCAGUGCGUUGACGUCCGCAGCGGGAGCAAUUGCCGUUAACGUGUGCCAUGGCCGAUUUGUUUGCAUCUAAACGGACUUGUUUGAUGUAGUUAAGUUAAUCCUUUCAUUAGACUCGUUGGUGACGAGACGGGAACCCCCUUUUCCCCAGGAGCCGCUCCAGAGAAGAAGCCAUGGAUUACCUUCAAAGACACACAACUUUUUUUCCCAUCGUAAUUUGGAUGAUGUGUGGUACCAACCGUGCUGUUCUGAACACGGUGCUUGAGGAGAACUUGGCCGAUUAUGUGUUUUCUCGUCAUUUGGAAUCGACCGCCAAAAGCCAACUUAAGUCAACCACCUCCUGUGAUUUUGAAUCACUCUGCCAGUGGAGGUUUUCAAACCACAGCAGCAGAGACGACUGGCAGACCUCCUCCCCACAGCAGCCCAUAACCAUCACGCACGCUGGCACGAGGAGGCCAAUCGCAGACCACUCACUGGGGAGCUCUCAGGGUCACUUCCUGCUUCUAAGCCCCUAUUCCUCCGCUGCUGAGGAUUCUGGGAGCUGUGUUUACCACCUGAGCAGCCAGGAACUGCCAGGCAGUGGUGAGCUGUGCAGUUUGCAGUUGGCGGUGUUCGAGUCGGGGCCGGUGGAGGGGAACCUCACCCUUCUGGUCCAACACACCACCUCCAGCACACCUGAUGUCUCCGUGGUUAUCAAGCAACCUGGUAGCAGGGCUGCAUGGGAGGUUGUGGACGCUGCGAUUGGCCAGGUGGACGAGCCCUUCCAGGUGACUCUGCUCUACUCUGCCUGUCUGGACAGCGAGGCAGCGACUCUGGCCCUGGACUCUCUGGAGUUCAUCGACUGUGAAACGGAGCCGCUUGGCCGGGACCUGGACUGUGACGGAGGGUUCCAGUGCGAGCUGGGGGGCUGCCUGGACCAGAGCCUGGUGUGCGACUUCCACAGCGACUGUCCCCUAGGGGAAGACGAGGGCUUCAUCUGUGACGCUCUGCCGUUGGGCUCCCAUUGUUCCUUCGAGCGAGACGCGUGUGGCUGGUCCGUGUCCACACAGCCCACCUCGUGGAGGAGGCUCACAGGUCAGCAGAUGAUGGAGACCAGGGUGGACCCACAGGGGGAUGGACUGAGGAGAACACCAGGCCACUUCCUGUUCCUGAGGGUCCAAGAGGGAGCCUCCUCCCGGGGUGCGUCCGUCCAGAGCCCCACUCUACCUCCGCCUGUGUCUGCUAAUACCUGCCAGCUGCGGUUCUCCGUGUACAUGUCUGGCCAGUUCAACGGCACGCUGGCCGUUUCCGUGGAAACCAACGGCAGCAGCGGCCCCCCCCUGCUGUGGGAGCGGUACGACCAGUGGGCCGAAGACUGGCAGGACGUCUCCCUGGACCUCACGGGCCUCCGUCACCAGUUCUCCGUCCGGCUGUCGGCCACGUGGGAGCCAGGCUCCGCCGCGGACCUGGCUCUGGAUGACAUCACGCUCGGCGCCGCCUGCUUUGAGUCAGAUCCCUCUGAUCUGUUGCUGCUCGACCACUCGUUCUUCCAUGACCUUGAGGACUCCGACGGUCUCUUUGGCCCGCUCCAGGAGCCCUCUCCCUCAGAGGUCUCCCUGAUGACGUGGUGGUUCACGUCGUGCGGGGCCAGCGGCCCCCGGGGGCCCACCCAGGCCCAGUGUGACAGCGCGUACCGCAACACCAACGUCAGCGUGACGGUGGGGAGGGACGGCUCGGUGAAAGGGGUCCAGACCUGGAGGGUCCCGGCCACCAACAGAUACAUGUUCUCUGCUUACGGGGCCGCCGGAGGGAAAGGGGCCAAGAACCACAACAAGCGCUCCCACGGCGUCUUCAUCUCGGCCAUCUUCCCGCUGGAGAAGGGAGAGCUGCUCUACAUCCUGGUGGGCCACCAGGGGGAGGACGCCUGUCCCGGGAGGAACACCCUCACCAAGAAGAUCUGCCUGGGCGAGUCCUCUGUGAUCGAGGAGGACCUGAGGGAGGAGGGGUCUGCGGAGUGGGCUGGAGGGGGGGGCGGGGGGGGAGGAGCCACCUACGUCUUUAAGGUAGACGAGGGGGAACUCGUCCCCCUCCUGGUGGCAGCCGGCGGGGGCGGGAAGGCCUACCUUGAGGACCCCGAGUCCUGCCAGGACCAGGUCCCCCUGGAGAAGUACGAGAAGGACACGCUGGCCCCCAGCACUAACGGGGUCACCGGCGCCGCAGGUGGCGGCGGAGGCUGGCGGGACAGCCCGCGUCUGCACCCCUGGGCGGGGCGGAGCCUGGCGGAGGGUGCGGAGGGGGGGGCGCCCUGCCCCCUGGCGCUGGCCAAGCUCAGCUGGUCCACCUUCGGGGGCUUCGGAGGCGGGGGCGGGGCCUGCACCGCUGGGGGGGGGGCCGGAGGAUACAGAGGUGGUGCCGCGGCGCUGACUGAUGACAUCACAGCCGACGGUGAGGACGGCGUCUCCUUCGUCCACCCGAUGGGAGAGAUAUUCCUGCACCCUCUGGCAGUGAUGGAGAGCCACGGGGAGUUAGAGAUCAAGGUGCAGCUGAACUGCAGUCAUUGCGAGACUCAGAGCUGCCGGCGCGACGAGGACACCAGUCUGCUGCUCUGCCUCUGCCACAACCAGGAGGUCCUGGCCGGGGACAACGUCACCUGCACAGUGGCCCUCCAGCCCGCGGCCCCUGAGAGCCAGCUGUCUCUGUCCCUGGUGCUGGCGGUGGUGGCCUCCACCCUGGUGUCGGGCGUGGUCCUCACCUGCGCCUCCCUGACCCUCAUGUACUACCGCAGGAAGAAGCAGCUCCACGCGGCCCGGCUGGGGCUGCAGAGCCCGGAGUACAAGCUGAGCAAGAUCCGCUCCUCCACCAUCAUGACCGACUACAACCCCAACUACUGCUUCGCCGGCAAGGCGGCCUCGCUCAGCGAGCUGAAGGAGGUCCCCCGCCGGAACAUCACGCUGCUCAGGGCGCUGGGUCACGGGGCCUUUGGGGAGGUCUACGAGGGCCAGGUCCUGGGGAUGUCCGGGGACAAGAGAGCCAUGCAUGUGGCCAUUAAGACACUUCCUGAACUCUGCUCGGAGCAGGAUGAGAUGGAUUUCCUGAUGGAGGCUUUGAUUAUGAGUAAGUUCAGCCACCAGAACAUUGUGCGCUGCAUCGGAGUGAGUCUUCACAUCCUGCCUCGUUUCAUCCUGUUGGAGCUCAUGACCGGAGGAGACCUCAAGAGCUUCCUGAGAACCAACAGACCCCGGGCUGGCCAGACCUCCUCCCUGUCCAUGCUGGAGCUGCUCCACAUGGCCAGAGACAUCGCCUACGGCUGUCGCUACCUGGAGGAGAACCACUUCAUCCACAGGGACAUCGCGGCCAGGAACUGCCUGCUGUCCUGCACGGGGCCCGACCGCGUGGCCAAGAUAGGAGACUUCGGCAUGGCUCGGGACAUCUACAGAGCCAGCUAUUACAGGAAGGGGGGUCGCGCCAUGCUCCCUGUGAAGUGGAUGCCCCCAGAGGCGUUCAUGGAAGGCGUCUUCACCUGCAAGACGGACACUUGGUCGUUCGGAGUACUGCUGUGGGAAAUCCUGUCCCUGGGUUACAUGCCGUAUCCCUGUAAGACCAACCAGGAGGUGCUGGAGUUUGUAACCAGUGGGGGGAGGAUGGACCCCCCGAAGGCCUGCCCAGGGCCUGUCUACCGCAUCAUGACCCAGUGUUGGCAGCACACUCCGGAUCACAGACCCAACUUCACCAGCAUCCUGGAGAGAGUCAAGUACUGCACUCAGGACCCAGACGUGAUCAACACCCCCCUGCCGGUGGAGUACACCCCCAACAGGGGGGACGACGGGGAUAUGGCCACCCGUCCUGCGGACCACACCUCCAGCAGACUCCCCCCACUGCUGGCCCCCAAGGAAGAGCCCUCCCUGGCCCUCGGCCAAUCCUCCACCCGAGCAGGGGUCCAGUCCUCCGCCCCCCUCCCCCAACACCUCUCCAAACCCCGCCUGCACUUGCCUCCGCCCGGCCAGCCGCCCCCCCAGGAGGCCCCGGAGCCCUCCUGGGGCCCCCGCUCAGCCAGCCCCGCCCCGGGUCAGCCCUCGUCCGGGGCGGCGGGGCCAUGCACCGCGGGCUCCUGGCUCCACCCUGAGGCCCCCCUCCACCUGCACCACCAGCCCUGCUCCAGGACCAGCUCGUCCUCCAGCAGCCAGAAGCUGAAGAACAAGACCAAGAACCUGUGGAACCCCACCUACGGGUCCUGGGUGCUGGAGAGCUUCGGCCGAGGCCGGAAGACCCUGGCCCACACGCAGUCCAUGCCUCUCUCCGGCUCCCCGCCCCCCACCGCCACCUCCACCAGCCCCGGCACCACCCAGGGGUCCUGCCGCCCCGCCUCGGAUCACACCGCGCCCGGGGGGGACGCCUCGGCCUGCACUUCCUCCUCCGCCUCCGCCACUUCCUGCCUGGCCCUGGGGCCCGCCCCCGGCCCGGCCUCACAUAAGAGCACCCACAUCGGGGGUGCUGCUGCCACGGGGGUUCCGGCCUCCAGGGUAGUCCCGCCCCCCAGAUUAGACCCCGCCCCCAGGGUAGACCUGGCCCCUAGGCUGGACCCUAUCCCCAGGAUAGACCCCGCUCCCAGGGUAGACCCCGCCCCCUGGAUAGACCUGGCCAAGCUGCGGAGCUUCACCUGCGGGAACGUGAACUACGCCUACGAGGAGCAGUGCUACGGGGCGGAGAGCCUGCCCGCGGCCGCGCCCAAAGCCCCGGUGGGCCCCGGGGCCCGCUCCGCCCCCGUCUUCUCCUCCUCCUCCUCCUGCUCCUCCUUCUCCUUCUCCGCCUCGGUCCCCAAGCUGCUGCUGAAGCGCCACGCCAGCUACGGACACGAGGACGUGAAGCGGCACGGCAAGGUGGAGAAGACCAUCCGGGACCGGGACUCCGGCUUCUCCUUGUCGGAGGACCUCAGCGUCACCCCGGUCUAGAGGGGGCCUGGUCUAAAGGGGGUCCCGGGCUAGAGGGGGGUCCCGUUCUAGAGGGGGGUCCCGUUCUAGAGGGGGGUCCCGUUCUAGAGGGGGGUCCCGGUCUAGAGGGGUUCCUGUUCUAGAGGGGGUCCCGUUCUAGAGGGGGUCCUGUUCUAGAGGGGGUCCCGUUCUAGAGGGGGUCCUGUUCUAGAGGGGGUCCCGUUCCAGAGGGGGUCCUGUUCUAGAGGGGGG
Molecule: messenger RNA, 5181 nt
Organism: Gadus morhua (Atlantic cod)
Lineage: Eukaryota; Metazoa; Chordata; Actinopteri; Gadiformes; Gadidae
Gene: ltk
Product: leukocyte receptor tyrosine kinase
Exons: 29
Coding region: 196-4950 (1584 amino acids)
Biological process (GO): multicellular organism development; cell surface receptor protein tyrosine kinase signaling pathway; positive regulation of kinase activity
Cellular component (GO): signaling receptor complex; plasma membrane
Molecular function (GO): protein binding; transmembrane receptor protein tyrosine kinase activity; ATP binding
Source: RefSeq, a predicted model, not a curated record